This is a messenger RNA of Vigna radiata var. radiata (mung bean), 2152 nucleotides long. Its product is annotated as F-box/kelch-repeat protein At3g27150. Gene Ontology annotation, molecular function: protein binding. The coding region runs from base 616 to 1797 and encodes 393 amino acids. The transcript is spliced from 2 exons. Gene Ontology annotation, cellular component: cytosol. NCBI's taxonomy places the organism in Eukaryota, Viridiplantae, Streptophyta, Magnoliopsida, Fabales, Fabaceae. The record is from RefSeq and is a predicted model, not a curated record.
AAGCAAUACUAAAUUAACCAUAUGUUUCCAGCAAAUUGGUGGGUCUCUCUAUGUUGGAUCUCUCUCUUAUUUUUCACUCUCUCUUCCUUCUGUGUUUCUCUCUUCAACUUCACUAUCAGAUGGGUUAUCUGAUCUCAUGAUGUUGUGUUGUUAGCUUGAACUCAUUCUCAAAAGUCUGUUUUCUCUUUGUUUUCAUUGCAUGUUGUGUAACGCUCGCUCUCCAUUUAUUGCUUCCUUUGACUUUUCUUCUCGUUUGCCACUGUUUUUAUUUCUUCUUUCUUUCCGUCGUUAUAUCUUUCAUUUAACCAAUGUUGUGUGUCAUGGAGCGUUACUCUUCUUAAUGGCUAAAUAAACAAGCACAAACAAACCCAUGUCUCAAAAUCUUCACCUUUUUCCACUUCCAAAUCAAUCUCUGCUCCUUCUUUGUUAUUCUCUAUGAAAGCCCGUGUAUUGGCCAGCUUCUCAUGAUGUGAAGUUUUUUGGUUUUUGUGUGGGGGCGUCUUUCAUUAGGUUACGGGCAAUUUUAUUGGUUAAGAGGAUAAAAGGUUUUUUUCCUGAUCAACGUUUAACAGAGGGCGUAUUGAAGGAGUGUUUUUUGCCUGCAAAUGACCUAUUAUGACCAACAAAAAAGCAUUAUCUGUCUCAACCGUUGUUAGUGGGUUUUGUUUGGGUCAUAGGGCGCAAAAGAUGAGAGUUAUGGAGUUACCACCCUCAGGUGACAAUGGUUCUUCUACUAACGAAGAUGAACCUGUACCUCAGGAUGCAGAUUAUAGUAUAAGUGACGAGCUGGAGACAUCAAUCUUAGCAAGAUUUCCAAGGUCACAGCUUUGGAAAUUGUGCUUUCUAAACAAGCGGUUCUUGGCGCUAGCGAGGAGUGGCGAGAUUUACAAAAUCAGGAGGCAGUUGGGACUGAAAGAACCAUCUGUGUUUAUGUUAGCUAGUGGGGAGAGCAAUUGGUGGGGAAUGGAGUGGCCUUUCAUGUCAAGCAAGAAGCUUCCUCCUAUUGAAUCGGAUUAUAAUUUUGAGUGUGGAGACAAAGAGUCAUGUUGUGCAGGAUCCCAGCUAUUAGUCUUUGGAAAGGAGAUUGAUGGGGCUGUAACUUGGAGGUUUGAUUCAACCAAUAAUGAAUGGGUGAAAGGGCCUUCUAUGAUCAACCCAAGGUGUCUUUUUGCAUCAGCCACAUCUGGUGCAAUUGCUUUUGUUGCUGGGGGCUAUGAUGCAACAACUUACACCCAAAUUUUGGAUUCUGCUGAGAUGUACAACUCUGAAAGCCAGAGUUGGAAACCCCUCCCAAGGAUGAAGAAAAGGAGGAAGUUUUGCUCAGGUUGCUUCAUGGAUAACAAGUUCUAUGUUCUUGGAGGGAAAGAUGAGGAUGGGAGGGUCCUAACUUGCGGGGAAUUCUUUGAUGGGAAGACAUGGAAGUUGAUUCCUGACAUGUGGAAGGAUAAUUCUCAACUCUCUCCACCACUCCUUGCUGUUGUGAACAAUGAGCUGUACACAUUGGAUGCUUCUUCAAAUGAGCUGAAGGUGUAUAUGAAGGGAAGCAAUUCAUGGAAGACUUUGGGAGUGGUUCCUGUGAGAGCUGAUGAACAAAGAGGUUGGGGUGUGGCUUUUAAAUCUCUUGGUGACGAGUUGCUUGUGAUUGGUGCACCUUCUGUGUCACAGGCAGAGCGAGGCUUGUGUAUGUACACUGGUUCUCCUGAUCCUGCUUAUGACAAAUUCAGGUGGAGGCAAAUUGGAUGUACCACCAUUCACCUCAAUCACUUUAUCCGCAAUUGUGCUGUCAUGUGGACCUGAAUUUCCAAAACAAUCUAAAUAAAACUUGGAGGCCAACAUGGAGUUUUCAUUACAACAACCUUCUGUCAUCUCAUCAUUCAUCUUUCUUUCUAUUUUCUUACAUGUUCACUUACGUAUCAUAUCUAUCUUUAACCUUUGAGUGAAAAUGUUGGUCAUGAAAAUGCUACUUUUUCCCUUUUUCUGCUCAUUAUGCUAGAUUUCAUAUAUCAUGUUACUGGAUAUCAUCAAAUUUGAAUCCUUUUGCUUCAUUGCUUCUGUUGCCAUGUUCAAAAUGCUUUUUUGUUCUGUCACCGGUUGUGUUUUCGUUCAGAGAGGAGAAAUAGGACGAAUAUUUGGUGUGCAAUAUUUUUCCAUU